This is a messenger RNA of Lycium barbarum (goji berry), 2910 nucleotides long. Its product is annotated as receptor-like protein kinase FERONIA. Gene Ontology annotation, biological process: protein phosphorylation. Lineage: Eukaryota; Viridiplantae; Streptophyta; Magnoliopsida; Solanales; Solanaceae. The coding region runs from base 142 to 2766 and encodes 874 amino acids. The transcript is spliced from 2 exons. Gene Ontology annotation, molecular function: protein kinase activity; ATP binding. The record is from RefSeq and is a predicted model, not a curated record.
CCUUUCAACCAUAGAAAAAUAAAAAUUAGCAGAAAUGACUUGAGAGUCAACCCUCAAGUCUUGGCAAUUGUUCUGUAUAAUUGUUCGUUCUUCGAACAACUAAUAUCUGCAUACCAAAUACAGAUUUUUCCAUAAACCACCAUGGUAACCAUUGCUCUGAUUUCCUUUCUACUCUUACAUCUCAUAACAGCCACUAUUUCUGUCACGCCUUCACCGUAUAAUGCGACAGACUAUUUCUUGCUCAACUGUGGCGCACCAUCACCCGACGAAUCCUAUGGCCGUCACUGGAAUACGGAUACCCACUAUCCAAAUUUCUUACCUUCCAACUCUUCAACCAUCUCCACACCAGCCAUAGCUUCUGAACAAGACUCUGACAGAGUUCCUUAUAUGACUGCCCGUAUUAUAAAAUCUCCCUUCAUCUACACUUUUCCUGUCUCCCCUGGCCCCAAAUUCCUCCGUCUCUAUUUUUACCCUGCCAAUUACCCUGGUUACAACAAAUCAGAAUCUUUUUUCUCCGUCACUGCUAAUAAUUUUACCCUCUUGAGUAACUUCAGCGCCUUCCUCACAGUCUCUGCAAGUACCGAUUCUAGGAAAGUACUUCAAAAAGAAUAUGUCAUCAAUGUUGAUGAAACUCAGAUUCUCAGUAUCACUUUUUCUCCUUCACCAAAUUCUUAUGCUUUUGUUAAUGGGAUUGAGAUAGUUUCCAUGCCAACUGAUCUUUACAUACGCGCAGACAGUCAUGACAUCAAAUUGGUGGGCUAUGCUAAUCCUUAUUACUUUAAUAACAACACUGCUCUUGAAAAUCUGUACAGGCUGAACGCGGGGGGCAAUCAAGUUCCUAGCACAGUGGACACAGGGAUGUAUCGUGAAUGGACUGGAGAUGAGGAUUUCGUCGUUGGAUUAGGCUAUCAAACUCCUCAUUUUGGUGACUACGUCAAUUACACUUCUAAAACCCCAGCUUAUACUGCGCCAACCAUAGUUUACACAACCUCCAGGACCAUGGCAAAUCGUAGUUCUAGUCUGGAGUGGAUAUUCCCUCUUGACUCUGGGUUCUCCUAUCUUUUCAGACUUCAUUUUUGUGAGAUUCAGCAGGAAAUUAAGGAAGAGAACCAGCGGGUUUUCGACAUAUCCAUUCGAAACCAAACGGCAGAUCAACAAGUUGAUAUAAUUCAACGGAGUGGCGGAUGGAGAGUCCCGACGUACAAAGACUACGUGAUGUAUGUGAGCGACCCAGAUGGCCGACGAAGCAAGCAAAAUAUGUCGCUUGAAUUGAAACCUAACAUGGAAACAAAGGCUAUGUAUGCAAACGCCAUCUUAAAUGGCUUAGAGAUUUUCAAAUUGAGUGAUCCAAAUGGAAGUCUGUCCGUGCCAAAUCCUGAACCGCCCUUAGCAGUUCCAACUAAUUCACCCCCAGACAACAAAAAGAAAAAAUCAUGGCAUAUCGUUGCUUUUAUCAUUGCAGGUGUGAUUAGCGGAAUUGUUAUGUUUUCAAUUCUAUGUUUCUUCAUUCUCCGUCGAAGGAAAAGCAGUGUAAAAGAUUCCGAAAGCGUUACGAAGUCAUCGUGGGUCCCUUUAUCAACAACAUCAGAGUCCACACAAAGGACUGCCGGCUCAGUCUCAUCAUCACUACCAUCCGAUCUGUGCCGACACUUUUUACUGGAGGAGAUAAAAACUGCAACAGGUAAUUUUGAUGACAAUUUUCUGAUUGGCCAUGGAGGUUUCGGCAAUGUGUACAAAGGGUACAUAGACAACGGUGCAACCGUGGUUGCAGUCAAGAGAUUGAAUCCUUCAUCAAAGCAAGGAGUCCGCGAGUUCGAAACAGAGAUUCACAUGCUAUCAAAGCUAAGGCAUUUGCAUCUGGUAUCCUUAAUUGGUUAUUGUGAUGAUAACAGUGAAAUGAUCUUGGUGUAUGACUACAUGGCUCAUGGAACUCUUCGUGAUCACUUGUACAAAACUGAUAAUGUUCCACUUCCAUGGAGGAAACGUCUUGAGAUCUGCAUUGGCGCAGCAAAAGGAUUGUAUUAUCUCCAUACAGGCACAAAGCAUACGAUUAUUCAUCGAGAUGUCAAGUCAACCAACAUUUUAUUGGACGAGAAAUGGGUUGCUAAGGUGUCAGAUUUUGGAUUAUCCAAAAUCGGUCCACUUGGUGGGAUAGAAAAUACCCAUGUUAGCACUGCCGUGAAAGGAAGUUUUGGGUACGUUGAUCCUGAAUACUACAAGCGACAACAAUUAACAGAAAAAUCUGAUGUGUAUUCUUUUGGAGUGGUGUUAUUCGAAGUGUUGUGCGGUAGGCCAGCAAUAAUUCCUAACAUGCCAAAAGGGCAAGUGAAUUUGGCUGAUUGGGCUUGUAGGUGCUGUAAAAAGGGAAAUCUUGAGCAGAUAAUUGAUCCAAGUUUGGAAGGACAAAUAGCCCCAGAGUGCUUGAACAAGUUUGCAGAAGUAGCAUAUAGUUGCUUGAGGGAUCAAGGAGUCCAAAGGCCAUCAAUGGGUGAUGUUGUAUGGAGUUUAGAAUUUGCAUUAAAGCUUCAAGACGCGGCAAAUAAUAGAGGUCACGAAGUGGAAGGCAACAGUUACCCGACUAGCCCGUCUUUCCCCUUGAUUCUGAAUGGUCAUACCAAUAUAUCUACAGAUGAAGGAGAGACGUUUUCAUGUUCAUAUGGAGUUGGAGGAAAAUCGACAAGCAGUGGUACAUCCAUGACCAGUAGUGAUGACAAAUUGAAGAGCGACACUAUUUUCUCUGAGAUCAUGAAUCCAUCGGGUAGAUGAGAUUGUUACAACUAGUAUGAUAAGUUACAUAUAUAUUAGCUCUUCUAUGUUCUCUUUUUUCCUUUUUUGAAUUUAUGUCUUUAUUAAUGUCGAUGAAUUGUAUCAGAUAUUCAGAAGUAUAUAGCUUAAAAAAAAGAUUUAGUA